Pygoscelis adeliae (Adelie penguin) is the source of this 5080-nucleotide messenger RNA. It is a transcript of the gene KIF14, whose product is annotated as kinesin family member 14. The record is from RefSeq and is a predicted model, not a curated record. Gene Ontology annotation, molecular function: microtubule binding; ATP binding; microtubule motor activity. Bases 119 to 5080 code for a protein of 1653 amino acids. The transcript has 29 exons. Gene Ontology annotation, biological process: microtubule-based movement. Lineage: Eukaryota; Metazoa; Chordata; Aves; Sphenisciformes; Spheniscidae.
AUCAUAAAAAUUUUUGCUUUGUCUCCCCAGAUUCCAUAAGAAGAAGCAACUAGAAAUAAUCUUUUAGUAAAGGUGGUGUACUUAUUAAAAACCUAAUGUUAACUCGCUGGAAGACAAAAUGCCUAUUUACACAGUCCCUGCGAGAAGCCUCCCUGAGGCACAGCGUGCUACCGCUUUGCAGAAGACUUCUUCACAGAAUACCAGCAGCAAAACAUCUGGGCAGCAACUGAAAUCACAGGUGUCAGGAGAAGAAAAGGAUAGUCUACCUUCAUGUUCUCAGAAUAAGACUGAGGAACUAAAUAGGACCUACGUGAUUUCAGCCUGUAAAAAAGUGAGUGACACAUCAACCACACUUAAACUCGAAGGCAGAUUAACACUCCAGAGGAGAACUGGAGCAAGCAAAAUAUCAGUGUCCAGUAGUGAACAAUUGCAUACAAUCGCAACACAGGGCAUGGAAAAUACACAAAUGGAGAAAAAACUUACUCUCCAGAGGCGUGUGAGGACUGGCUCCAUAGAGAAGAGUAAAAUUAAUCAGAAUACUGUGCCUGGACUAGAAAAUAAUGACUCGGCUGCACAAAGAAACUACAAGAUUGCACUUCCACCAAAUGUUAAUAAGGAUGAUACCCAUGAUGUUAAAUCAAGCUUUAAGAUUGCUGAGGGUCAGUCAAGCUCGAAGGUGCAGUCUAACCUGAACAGCAAGGAUUCCUUUGGCUUUGUUGAUGGUCUGUGUGAAAAUGAUAGCUGCAAGCGUUUAAAAUAUAGGACAAGCGCUGCUGACACAAAAUACCCAAAUGAAGUUCCUAAAUCAGAACAACUAGUUACCUCAAAAUAUAUUAAUAGGGUAUCAGGAGAACAACUGAAUGAAAAAGGUGAUACAGAUAAGCUAGCUGGAAAGCAAAGGUUGCAACACUUGAUUAUAAAACAUAAUGGUUUGGAAAGACCAAGGACACCAACAAAAGGUUCAACAGAAGGGUUUAAGCUUACACCAAAGAACAGCACUUCUCAGGAUCAACCAUCUCUGUCCGCUUCAAAUAAACAAACACCUCAUCUUCAAAUUCUAGCCAAAAAGAAAACUGGUGUCUUCAGCUCUCCUUCUGUGAGUAGAAGUUCAAAAACAAAAGAGAACACAGAAACUCUAGCUGAGAGCAGUAGCGCUGAGAAAGAUGUUUUUAAAGUGGAAAACAGCAAAGUGAUUGUAGCUGCGCGUGUACGGCCUUUCAGUAACAGAGAGAAAAAUGAAAACUCACUCCCUGUAAUCUCCAUGAGUGGUUCGGAGACAGCUGUACGAAAUCCAGCCACAAAUCAAGUUUACAGCUUCAGUUAUGACUUCUCUUUCUGGUCUUUUGACAAGUGUCACCCUAAUUUUGCAAGCCAAGCAAUGAUUUAUAAAACUUUGGCAGUGCCACUCCUAGAAAGAGCUUUUGAGGGAUAUAACACUUGUCUUUUUGCUUACGGGCAGACUGGUUCUGGAAAAUCAUACACGAUGAUGGGAUUUGAUGAAGACCGAGGAAUAAUUCCAAGACUUUGUGAAGAUCUUUUCACUCGAAUAGCACAAAUGGACAAGCAACAGAUUUUGUAUCAUCUUGAAAUGAGCUUUUUUGAAGUAUACAAUGAGAAAAUUCAUGAUUUGCUUGUCUUUAAAGCUGAAAGCGGACAGAAGAAACAACCACUUCGUGUAAGAGAACAUCCAGUGUUAGGACCAUAUGUGGAAGGCCUGACAGUGAAUGUUGUCAGUUCUUACUCUGAUAUCCAGAGUUGGCUUGAACUAGGAAAUAAGCAGAGAGCAACAGCUGCUACAGUAAUGAAUGACAAGAGCUCUAGAUCUCAUUCUGUCUUCACCCUUGUCAUGACGCAAACCAAGGUAGAAUUUGUGGAUGAAGAACAAUGUGAUCGUAGGCUUACCAGUCACAUAAAUCUAAUUGAUCUAGCUGGCAGUGAAUGCUGCUCAACAGCUCAGACCACUGGAGAAAGGCUGAAGGAGGGUGCGAAUAUUAAUAAAUCACUGUUAACCCUUGGAAAGGUUAUUUCUGCACUCUCUAAACAAUCUCGAAAUGGAAAGAAAACUUUCAUUCCUUACCGGGAAUCUGUCCUUACUUGGUUGUUAAAGGAAAGUCUUGGUGGAAAUUCACAAACUGCUAUGAUUGCCACAGUAAGUCCAGCUGCCAGCAGUACAGAAGAAACACUCAGCACUCUUCGCUAUGCAAAACAAGCUUGUUCAAUUAUCAACAUUGCUAAAGUAAAUGAAGAUGUGAAUGCCAAGCUGAUCAGAGAAUUGAAAGCUGAAAUUGAAAAACUGAAGGCAGCUCAGAAGAGCGCUCUGAACACUGAUCCUGAAAAAUACAGACGUUAUUUGCAGGAAGUAACAUCUCUGAGGGUAAAAUUGCACCAGCAGGAGAGGGACAUGGCAGAAAUGCAAAGGGCCUGGAAAGAAAAAUUUGAACAAGCAGAGAAAAGGAAAUUAGAAGAUAUAGAAGAAUUGCAGAAAGCAGGAAUUGCAUUCAAAAUGGACAAUCAUUUACCAAACCUUGUCAAUCUCAAUGAAGAUCCUCAGCUUUCUGAGGUGCUGUUGUAUAUGAUCAAAGAAGGCGAAACUACGGUUGGAAGGUAUACACCAAAUUCGAAACACGAUAUCCAGCUUUCCGGAGUGUUAAUUGCUGAUAACCAUUGUGUUAUAAAAAAUACUGUUGGCAAAGUGAGUAUUAUUCCACUGAGAGAAGCAAAGACGUACGUGAAUGGGAAAUGCAUUUUAGACCCAACAGUUCUGCAUCAUGGUGAUCGAGUGAUCCUUGGGGGAGACCAUUAUUUCAGGUUUAAUCAUCCAGUAGAAGUUCAGAAAGUUAAAAGGCCAUCUUGUGGGACUAUGUUUUUGCAUGAUGGUCCAAAAGAUUUUGAGUUUGCAAAGAAUGAGCUGCUUAUUGCACAGAGAACACAGCUUGAAUCAGAAAUUGAAGAGGCACGACUCAAAGCCAAGGAAGAAAUGAUGCAAAGUGUCCAAAUUGCGAAAGAGAUGGUUCAGCAAGAACUGACCUCACAAAAAGAAGCUUAUGAAAGCAAAAUAAAAUCACUGGAAGCAGAGGUGAGAGAAGAAUCUCGUAAGAAGCAAAUCCAAGAACUGAAUAACCAAAAAGCUGCAACUAAAAUACAGGAGCUAGAGAAGGCAAAGCAAAAUCUUGAGCUAGAACUACACUUCAAUAAGAAGCGUUUAGAAAUGGAGGCCUUAGCUACCAAGCAGGCUCUAGAAGAUCAUACUAUUCGUCAUGCAAAGAUACUUGAAGCUCUGGAAGCUGAGAAGCAGAAGAUUGCUGAAGAAAUACAAACCCUUCAGAAGAAUCGUGGAAGUGGGAAUAAAACUAUGACUAUUCCACUUAACUGGAAUUCUCUGAAGCUAUCUGUGAUGAUCAAAGAGGCCAACACCAUUAGUAAUGAAUUAGGGAAAAACACUGUUUUCUACAGGCACGACAAAAUUGAUGAUAAAACAGGAACAGUGUCUUCUGUUCCGGUGCAAGUUCGUAACAUCAAACUGGGAAUAGCAACUUUCUGGAGCCUGGAGAAAUUUGAAUGCAAACUAGCAGCGAUGAAAGAACUCUAUGAGAGUAAUGAUAGCAAUAAAGCUGCUGAUGUAUUUUAUGACCCUGCUGAUGAGUGGGAACCUGACCUUUCAGAUGCCUCAGUUUCCUCUCUUUCCAGAAGAAGAAGUAGAAGUUUCAUGAAGAACAAGAGAAUCUCUGGAUGUUUGUCUGAGAUAAAAUUGCAACCAAUUCAGAAUAUACAGACUUCCUAUAUAUCAGGUUCACAGAAUAAGUCCAGCAUAUGCCCAAGCUUUUCUGAAUCGUUUCUUCCUGGAAUUUGCAAAGAAUCUAUAAGUUCAGCUUUAGAUUUACUGGAACAGACCCAUGGAGGAGCAAAGAGCAUAGCACAUAGUCUCCUAACUAAUUUGUUUAUCAUUUUCUCUGGAGUUUCUGCCAUUUCAAAAGCCUAUGAACAGCAAGAUGAAGAAUGUCAAGAGAACUUUUUCUCUCUUGAUCAUGCUGCUCAGUCCUACAGCAUCAGAAUUAUCUCCGCUUUUGACCAGCUUGUGGUUCUAACCAAGCUCUGGCUUAACAAUGUCCAAAAGUGCCCUGGAUCUAUAAAAGUUGAUGAAGAAAUAAAACAGGAAGUAAAGAACUUGGGAGGUUAUUUACAGUUACUAUUGCAGGGAUGUUCUUCAGAUAUAUCCUCGAUGGUAACAGAAGCACGGAGCAAAGUAAACCAAACGGUAAAACAAACAAUGAAAUACAUAGGACACUUGGCAGUAGUCACAAGAGCUGAUAUUUCCUUUUCUGAAGAGAACAAUAUUCCUGCAACUAGUCUACAGGACUUUGUACUUGCCAUUUAUGAUGGAAUAGGCUCAGGGCUGGAGUUUCUCAUUGAUACUGUACAGGAAAAAGCAAGAAUGGUGCAGAAAGAACUCGUGAAACAAUAUCCACAAAAUGAGAUUCAGAAUCGAAUAAAGGAUAAUGUUGUGGCAUUAGCCAGAUUCCUUGAAAAUAACAUCUCUUAUUGCAGAAAGAAAGAAAUAGAAUCUCAAUUACCAGAAGAAGAAUCUCUAUAUCGGGAAAUAAAGAAAAGCACUAACAUUGCUGCAAAAUAUUUGGAAUUGGAGCAGUGCCUAGCUGAAGUCUGUCAGAUUGUUUCUUCUACAUUACAAGGGUCGUACAGAAACACAAGCCCUCUCAGGAGUUUUGCAGAAAAUAUUUGUGUCAUAGCUGGAUAUUUUAACAACUAUUUCAGUUUAUUUGCCUUGUCUUCUACUUCUGCAAACAAUCCUAUCCAGAAAAUACCCAUGCCUUUUAUGAACUUGGAUGAAUUGGACUCUCUGGUUGAUUCCCUUAUUAUGAAUUUUGAACUUGAACAAGGACAGCCAUCACUGAAGUCUCAAACUCUUUGUAAUGAAACUACUGAGACUCGGGGAGGACAGGCUGAAACAGAUGAAGUUGAAUCUGCUUGGAAACAGAAGGGGAUUCCAAAACACACCCAUAAACUCCAGUCUUCACCUCCAUUUCCUGCAGAGCUUUCACCUGGUAGGAUACAGUGGGUAUAA